This is a messenger RNA of Ornithodoros turicata, 5207 nucleotides long. RefSeq names its product gamma-aminobutyric acid type B receptor subunit 2-like (gene GABA-B-R2). The record is from RefSeq and is a predicted model, not a curated record. The transcript is spliced from 23 exons. Gene Ontology annotation, molecular function: G protein-coupled GABA receptor activity. Bases 489 to 3515 code for a protein of 1008 amino acids. Gene Ontology annotation, biological process: gamma-aminobutyric acid signaling pathway; G protein-coupled receptor signaling pathway. Lineage: Eukaryota; Metazoa; Arthropoda; Arachnida; Ixodida; Argasidae. Gene Ontology annotation, cellular component: membrane; G protein-coupled receptor heterodimeric complex.
UAAGGUUUCCUCGGCUGCGCAUGUAGUUUCAUGUUUGACGGGUUGGUGAUUUUUUUGGUGUCUGCUGCCAGGUCCCUGUGUAAUGGUCUGGUGAAUGCCACAUUGCAGUGUUAGGGACAUAUAAUGAUGUGUGCAGUGUGUUUUUGACGUGACUGUUGUGAUGGAUACAAGGUCUCCUGGACACUGCCCUGCUUGGCCAUGAUCUACAAUCAGGAGGGACUACACUGGACUGCACUAGACCACGUGCUUCAGGGGGGUCUGCGGGGAGCACCGUGGCCCCCGCUGUCCAACAAUGGCGUUCCGCCUUCUUUCUUGACGCAUCAAGUUAUCUCGACAAUCAGCCAGCAUAGCUUCCCAUGUGAGUGUUCCAAGUGGGAUUUGUGCCGCUCAUUUUGCGAUACCCCGACACCCCUGUUAUGUUGGCAGAAACGUAAGAAAAAGCGUCCCCAACGCCAACACCGCAGCACCAGUGUGACCCAGCGGUGGGUAUGAAAGCGUUCUUCGACAUGAUGCACAAGACGCCCAAGAAGCUGGUACUGUUCGGCGCUGCUUGCAACGCUGUCACCGACCCCAUCGCCAAGGCGUCGCAGUUCUUCCAACUCGUUCAGCUGACUUACGCUGAUACUCACCCGAUGUACACCCUGGAGAACUAUCCAAACUUCUUUCGGGUGGUUCCGUCCGAGUCUGUCUUCAAUCCUGGACGCUUGGCGCUGCUCAAGUACUUCAACUGGAAACGCGUGGGCACACUCUAUCAGACCAGCCCUAGAUACUCUCUCCCUCACACUGCACUGCUGACAAUGCUAGAAUCUGCAAACAUCACAAUCCUGAAGUUCCAAGGAAUUGGCGAGGGAGGCGACAUCAAGGAGGAGUUAGACAAGCUUCAGGCCAAGGACGUUCGAAUUAUACUAGGGUACUUCGACGAGUACUGGGCGCGAAGAGUAUUCUGUCAGGCUUACAAGAUGGGCAUGUAUGGACGCAAAUACCAGUGGAUCAUCGUUGCUAUGUAUCAAGAACGCUGGUGGGAGGUCCCUCAACCAGACGUCACUUGUGACCCUGCGCAAAUCACGGAAGCCGUCGAGGGUUAUAUCGGCAUGGAUCUGCUUCCGCUCUCCACAAACGAAAACAUCACCGUCUCAGGCCUGACGCCCAUGGAGUACGAGGCCGAGUACAACAUGCUUCGGACGACAGAGUACAGCCGUUUCCAUGGCUACGCGUACGAUGGUAUCUGGGCGCUGGCGCUCACCAUCCACGCCGUCAUCGUUCGUCUUCGGGCCAAUGACACACGCAUCGCCGAAUUUCGAUACCGAAACCACACGUGGGGAAGACUCUUUAAGGAAGCCCUCAACGACACAAACUUUGUCGGCGUUACUGGUCCUGUUCGCUUUUUCCGCAACGAACGCAAAGGACAAGUUCUUCUAAAACAAUUUCAGCAUGGGCAAGAAGUAAAGAUAGGAGAAUACGACAGCCUAACGGAUAAUCUCGACCUGGGCAAGGGACAGCCUAUCAUCUGGCGGGGUGGGUCUGACCCUCCCAUGGACCAGACACACAUCGUAAUUCAGGGGACGCGGGUCAACCUCACCAUCUACGCGUCGCUCUGCGUCUUCUGCAUCUUGGGGAUCAUCUUAGCCACAGUCUUUCUCGUCAUCAACAUUAAGUUCAGAAACCAGAGGUACAUCAAGAUGUCGAGCCCUUACCUGAACAAUCUCAUCAUCGUGGGCUGCAUCCUCACUUACACUAGCGUCAUACUGCUGGGCAUGGACUCUGGGUUCACGUCUGUCGCAAACUUUCCUUACAUCUGCGCGGCGCGAGCAUGGGUGCUCAUGUCUGGAUUCACCCUAGCCUUUGGAGCCAUGUUCAGCAAGACGUGGCGAGUGCAUGCCAUUUUUACCAACAUUAAGCUCAACAAAAAGGUUAUAAAGGACUACAAGCUGUUCAUGGUGGUGGGGGUGUUCCUGAUGCUGGAUGUCAUUAUUUUGACAACAUGGCAGAUUGUGGACCCCUUUUACAGGAAAGCACAGCGUGGACAACCAGUGGCGUCGCAUGGUAAUGAGGAUGUGGCAGUGAUUCACGAAAUGGAAUUCUGCCAGAGCCACAGGAUGACAAUCUUUCUGGGAUCCAUCUACGCUUACAAGGGUCUUCUCAUGGCGUUCGGCUGCUUCCUGGCAUGGGAGACGCGGCACGUUAGCAUUCCUGCGCUGAACGACUCCAAGUACGUGGGCAUGAGCGUGUACAACGUGGUCAUCAUGUGCACCAUUGGAGCUGCCAUCUCGUUCGUGCUUCGCGACCAGCAGGAUGCGGCCUUCAUCAUCAUUUCAGUGUUCAUCAUCUUCUGUUCAACCACAACCCUCUGCCUGGUGUUCGUACCCAAGGUGAGACUGCUCGUGGAGCUUCGGCGGAACCCUCAGGCCGGCGAGCACCGCGUUCGGGCCACCCUGAAGCCGUUAAAGAAGUCGAGACGCGAUUCCGAUGACGAGAGCCUCUUCACCAGGAUCAAGAUGCUGCAGGACGAGAACAUGAGGUACCGCCAGCGCUUAGAAGAGAAAAAUAUUGAAUUGCAGUCAUUACUUUUAAAGUUGAAAGAUGUAGAGCCAGUCAUAGUUGUCACUCACGACGCCAUUACAACGAUUCCUGAAGUUAGCUCGCCUUCUCAGCAGGAGACCUCAGAAAAAGAAAAUAGUAAAGAAGACACUACAUCGAUAAUGUCACUCAGGUCUGCAACAGAAGAGGACAAUCUGUUUGAAAAAUCGGUAAAAAGGAAGCUUUCGACAGCGUCGCUUCAGGGCAGCCUUGCAGCACCUGCUCCUGGAAGCGCGACGUUGGGGGGUACCGGAGCUACAUCAGCUUCGACGACAAGACAACGACGCAGCGGCAGUAUGCAGCUGCGUCCCAUGGCGCUGGCCCGCCUCUCUUCCCCGCCCUCUGACCGCCACCCUGCUACGGUGACCACGACAGCGACCGUCCUGGUCUCCGGACGUUCUCCGGGCUCCCCUCUGUCCCCCCUGUAUCCCGGAGUGGGGGAUGAGGAGCAGGGCAGGGGAAGUCUUCUAGAAGGGGGUGCCGUCGGAGGAAUGGCCCCCUACGCGCGAGCCAUCCGCAGGACGCUGGUCAACGGGCUGUCCUCGUCGGUCUAUCAAGAACAGGCUGACUCACGUCGUACAAGUUGCCACAUGGCCACUGAUGAGGAACUGUCUCCUCUGCUAUCCCCUUGCGAAGUGAACGAAGACUAUCCGGACGACCCGGAGAGCGAUUCCCUCCGCGGCGACCUACGCAGCGCUGGCGUCCGGAGACGAGCCAAGAGUCUUGGGGCCUUGCGUGGUCCCGCGGACGACCGGUCGUCGUCCGAAGAGGGCCGACAGCAGACGGCUGCCGUCGCCAUCAUUGAGCGGGGCGACGUCCCAGAGACGUCGGCACUCCCGCUGCCCUUUCUGCCCUUGUUCAGCCGCUUAGUGCAAGACCGGACUGCCCUAUACUCGAGCUAUCCAUCCAUAAAGUGUGAUAUCGUCGAGUAUUUAUGAGGAUGGCUGCAACGCCGCGCCGCACAAGAACGUGACGUCACUCGCGUCCUGGCCAUGUGAGAGGGAGAAGGAAAGAGCAGCCAGUUGCAUUCUCUCAGUGGGGCUUCAUGAACAUUCAUUCCGUUAGUAGUAUGGGGUAAAGGCGGGUUGGAGCAUCGCUGGGUGUUACGUACAGAGUUACAAGUAAAAAUAGGCGAAUUUUUUGUUUCUCAAUCUAAUCGAAUAUUGAGAAUUUUGUUUCCGCUUCUCGAGCUCAUUUCUUACCUCCUUCCGUAGGUUAAUAGAAAGGGUGCAAAAGGGGGUCUCCAUUUUACUGGACAAUAGUUAAAACUGCAGCGCACUCUGCGAGUACUAUCCACUUCACAACACUACAAGAAUGUGAUUAAAUGGGACAAGUCCUGUUAUUCACUACAUUCAGUUUGCUGGUUCCAAAGAAUGCAUCAAAUUUUAGUUUAAACUUUCAAUUAUUCAUAAAGUUCUGCUUUAUGCAAAAGGCAAUACCCCCUGAUCUGGUGUUCUCCAGCACAUGCAAACAAAUUCGAUAUCACAUCGCUAAGUACGCAAGGUUUAUACUGAUAUAAGCAAUCCCGACGUAUGUGCUGCUCUGCCUGCAUCACAGAGGCACAGAAAAUAGAUAUGUAGCAUAAGUAAUUUUGAUAUUUUGAAGGGAAAGAUAGAGCAAUACUUAUCAACCUGAUCAGCCUGUAUCGCUCUUAGUUUUCCAUAUUAAAUUCGAUCGUUUUUAUUAAUUUAGCGUGCAAUCUGACAUGUUCCUGCAUGGAAUACGCGUCAGGUAGAUUGAUAAUUCAGGUUAAAUCUGGUCGCUGACACAAAGCAAUAACAAAUACUGGUAGAUGCUACGAAUUGGUAAUUUUAGUGACACUUUUAUUGUUUGUGUGUUUUAUGUGGCACGACGUGCUUUACAUGAACGUAAGGGCACUACAUACUACUUACAUAAGUAUUAUAUAAACAAGAGCUAAAUGAGAUAGAAACUAGUGAAGCGAAAGUAUGCACGAAAAUUCGAUUUCUCGCAUGUUACUUUCUUGGAAGCCGCUCAAGUUGUUACUUAACCGCGAGAGAAGAAUCAGCUGGCAACCUUGUACAUCCCUCCCAAACAUGGCCGCCACCUUGGAGGUGGCAUCACGCUGAGAUCAAAAGAACUUUUGGUAAUGACGCCACUACUUGCGUGUGUGUUAUCUCCAAAGUAAACUACCAAAUAGUACCAAAGUGUGUGUGGACUAAAACCUAACAAAAGAAAAACGUUCGACACAGUGGGCAAGAAAGCUACAAAGACAGCAAGCAACAUUGUGCACUUUUUCACUUCCCCCCGAAGACUGACUUUACGUUAUCCGGCAGCAGCAGCAGGAAGUGCAGUGGUGUUAAGCCCGUGGUUGGAAAAAGUGUUGGUGAUAGUGACCUACGGGUUGCGAGCAAAGCCUCUGACUGGCAUGUGUGUUUCGUGUGUAUGUGACACGUCUUUCAUUGUUGCCUUCUGUUGUUUGUUACAUAGGAGUCAACAUUCCAUUUAUUGCGCCCGUGCAUAAUUCCGUUUAUAUGUUUGUCCUUUAAUGUUAACUUACAUGAAUUUUGCCUAUAAUUCCAGUGAGUUCUACAGUUCCACGUGCUGACCUUUAUAUGUGGACAGCACACAGCCAGCAGAACAUUAGAGGUGAGCACGUAUAUGGAGCAUGG